AUGUCGAAUGACCCCAAGAGUGCCCCCUUCUCGGCGCACACCCUUGACAAGCUGGACUUGACCAGGGGAGCCGCUACCAGUGCCUCCAACAGUACCUCAGGACAUGUUGCCGUAUCGAGACCUCCUCCAACCUUUGACAGUUUCCCAGAUAUCGCAAUCCCUAAAUUUUCGGCAGCACCGCCCUCAACAGCAAUCUCAGGAGGAUCAAUCGCAACCGCACAAGCCCCAUCCUUCGCAAUCCCCAGCUUCUCAUCCUUCCCUAUCAAUACUGGCCCACUACAAUCACCAUCAAUAACGCCGCCGGAUAUCAAGAGGAAACAUAAGAAAGAGAAAUCGGAUUCUCGUGGUGACGAUCGGUAUCGCGACGUGGACAGAGAUAGCGAUCGGGAGAGUGGCAGCCGGAUACAUCGAUCCAAGGACGAGAAACGACAGAAAGAGGAUGAGCGCGUAUUGGGUCAUCAUCGCAAGGAGAAGCGGAAAGGCCGGAGUAUCAGUCGAGAAGACCAUCAUCGUUCUCGCAAGGAUGAUAGGAGGACCGGGGACAAAGAAAGGGACAAGGAACGAGACAGGGAGCGCGAGCGCGAUAGAAAUGAUAGAGAGGGACAUCGGGACAGGGAUCGGCACAGCAGCCAUCGCGACAAGGACAAGGAUAGAGAUAGGGAUAGAGAGAGAGCCAGAGACAGGACACAAUCAGAUCGGCGCCAAGACGAUGAUCGGUUCAGUCGGAGGAGCGGACGAGAGUCCAGUCGCGAGCGCCACUUAUCAUCUCGAUCGUCAUCGACCAAGGCGAUUGCAACAUCGAGGGAGAAGAGUCCCGACAGGAAGAAGGCGCGAGUCAUCUUCGAGGAAGAGAAACAUAAUAUGAGUUGGAAGCAGCGGCGGGAUCAUGACCAACAGGAAGAAGCCGAUCGGAAACCUAGCGCCAAUCCUGCAGGAAGACCUUUGUCUCAGUCCCUCAAUUCCAAAGCUACAUCAGGCAGGAAUAAUAACAACAGCAGCAAGCACCAGCCUGGAGACUGGGUCUUUGAUGUUGCAGGCGAUCAGGAGAUCUUUCGAUACGGACUCAAUUCUUACACAGUUCCUCUUUACUCAAGAGCCGGUGCUGGCCGUGUGAUGGGACUCCCCAACACGCUUCGGAUCGACUAUGAAAAGACCAAAGCUAUCGGGAACAGGGGCAUCGUAAUGAGGCAAGGCGGCAAGGGUUUAAAGUCGACGCGUUACUCAGAUCCGAAUGCUACUUGGCGCGACCAGAGUCAGGAAUACAAGCGGAUCUCGAGAGCCAACGCCGAGGAACUCGCUUUGAAACUGAAUCUUGCCCAGGAGGAUCCUUCAUACAUCUCUUUGGACAUUCGGUCAGGACCCAAGGCGAAGCGAUUGCUGCAUGACAGUGAGGAUGAGAGUGAGGGGGAGGAUGAAGGCGACCGUAACAACGGCAGAUCAUCCAACCCGAGAAAAACGGCGAAUUACAGAGAUAUCCAUGGCAAGUCCGUCUACAAGGAAGAGGACGAGGAUUUACUGCGGACUACGAAUGAUCAGGAAGAGGAGGGUGCUGAGAGUGCCCUGGAUGUCUUGAUGAGGCGCAGAAUGAUGCUUGACGGAGACUUAAGAAAGGAACCGAAACAACCGGAAAAGUGGCUCGAAUUUGUAGCUGUAGAGGACGCAAUCGACUUGGUCACCAACCGACGUUCAGCGGCUUCAGUGGCUGCCCACUCUGCCAGCCACGCGGAGAUCAGGCUCAGUAUUCUCGACCGCGCUCUUCAGUCCAACCCAAUCAAUGAACAUCUCCUACUUGAGUACAUGGAUACCUGCCGCCUCUGCUGGACACCCGCCAAGGUGCUGACCAAAUGGGACGAACUACUACAGUCAGACCGGAUUCUGACCGCGUGGCCUGGACUCUGGAUCGAGUACUUGGACUUUCGACAGCGGCACUUUCUGAGUUUUUCUGUCAAGAGCUUUAUUUGCGUUUUGCAGGAUGCUUUGGAUCGGCUGGGUCAGUUGGCGAACUCGACUUGGAAGACGCUGCAGAGGGUGUCGGACAAGACAGAGCUUCAGUGCCAACUUGCCAAAGUUGAGCUAGUGAUGGUUCAUGUCCUCUCACGCGCCUGGACUUUUUUGAAGCAAGCAGGAUACAUUGAGCGCGCUCAGGGAUCACUGCAGGGGCAAGUGGAGUUUAUAUUCAACAUGCCUUCGAGUUUAUUGUCAGAGUCAUGGCAGGUUCAGAUCAGAAGUUUGGAAGAGUUUUGGGACUCAGAGUUGCCUCGGUUCGGAGAGAAGGGGGCCAAGGGUUGGGCACAUUACGUGACAGAGGACGAUGAGGUUGAGAUGGAAUAUUUACUCCAGCAGACCGGACUCCCUUCGAACGCUCCCAAUGUCGAUGAGAUGCUGAAGUCCUUUGCCGACAAUGAAGUCGAUCGAUACGUCUACACACAAUGGGCCAAGACCGAAAAGGAACUAAACACCCGCUGCUGGUUCCCCAUUCGUACCACGGAGGACAUCCCGGAGCAGAUGGAGGACGAUACGUUCGGAGUGGUUCUCUUUGACGACAUCAGGCCCUUUAUUGUCCAACUGUACACUUCAGAGGCGCGUCUGCAACUCAUCGACUGUACGUUCAACUUCUUGGGUCUGCCUGUAAACUCGUUUGCGGGAUCAAAUGGACUCCGAGCGUCCUCUGCAACAACACCUACUGGCGGCGGCUCGGGGACAACAUCAGUCAGGAAAACGCCCAACACCAGUGUCUACAACCCCUUCUUCCAUGACGGUCUUCUACUGAACCUGGGAAUGGACUCGAAUCAGGUGGCAUUUAGUUCCAGCGUAGGACUGAGGCGCUUCUUUCCCGAGUUUGAGAGCAAGAAAAAGUCGAUCGAGCGUAUCCUGAAGGAACUGGAGCGGGAAGAACAGUUUCUGGAACCUGUGGAGCAGGACUGGUCGUGUGUCUGGAGUCUACCUCUACACAACUUCCCACAGGGUGUUGAUACAAUCUUUGGACAGCCCUAUCAUCCCACGGCGGGAAUGAAGCUGAGCAGUCGAUAUCCUUGGGCUACCGUGAGUACGCAUGAGGAGACGCAGCAGUCCAACAAGCUUUUCAUUCGUUUAUCGAUCUACCACUUGAUGUACGAAGGUCUGGUGACACUAUCAGAGUCCAAGGCACAGAAGCUGGCCAAAAAGUACCUGAGUGGCGAUCGGAUGGAUCUAAUCCUCUGGAAUGGAUUCGCACAAUCCGAAAAGUCGCAAGGGCGUAUACCAGAGUCUCGUAAGGUGUAUUCGACAGCCUUGUCAAUGUACCCGUCUUUCCCGGUAGAACAUCAGACCCGCGCGCCACUGAUCCAUCGCUACUAUGCCCAGCUAGAAUGGGAGCAAGGACGCCCAAAAGCCGCACUGCUUGUCUUGAUGUCUCUUGUCGAUAAAGCACCGUUGACCCUGCCUGCAGACGACAAGGAGGAUGCCCCGAUGCCUGGCCCGACACGGUUACUGAUCUCCCGACAAAAGUUUUCGGAAGAGGUAGCCAGGAUCAACCUUGUCCAACCGAGCUCUGCAGGAGCAAAUGGGAGCAGGUGGAUCGAGGCUGCUCUGGAUUGGAUUGUGUGCUUUGCCUGGUUCGAAUACCUCUCUGCUGGUCCGGGAGUUGGGGUCUCGCCGGCAAUCAAGGUCUUUGAGAAUGCGAUCCAGGAGUUGGAUUUCAGGAACUCGGAUGCUGAUAUUGUUUUGCCAGCAGCAGUGGAAAAGGAGCAGAAGGGUCGUGGUGGUGGUGGUGGCGGCAUGGGUGGAUCGAAGGUCUAUUCAUCGACACUUUUGACUUCCUUGUCGGAUGAUCUGGGUCUCGAGUCGUUGACUGCGAAGGGUCCCCCUACGAAGAAGAAGAUCUGUACGGGGCCUGAGGCCGAGUUGGUGUGGGUCGAGAUGGCGAAGCUGGUUUACUUUCAUUCUCUGCAAUCAUCGUCUGCCCAACAGCGCGGCUCUCGACCCACUGGUACUGGGGUUGGUGCGGGUGCUGGAGCAGGUGGAUUCCAACCUCGUGAUUUGAGGCGAGUGGUCCGAGAUGGAUUGGUCCGGUUCCCGAAUUGCUCGAUCUUACAUUCGUUGUUCUUUUGGACAGAGGCCCAACAGCGGUACCAUGGGCGUGUCCGGACCUGGGUCCAGGAACAAGUCUCUCGUCGGCCUGGUUCCGGAUCCGGAUCAAGCGGCGGUGAUGGUGGUGGCGACACUAGUGCCAGAGGGAGUCUAGGGUCGUUGUCUUCAUUCAUCCCGGCAAGCAAGGCACCACUGUGGACGCUGGGAGUGUUUUAUGAGCUGUGGCACCAGGAGCCCUAUAACCCGCACGCUGUGCGAUCACUCCUGGAGUCCGCAUUGGAUUCGUCCAAGACCACGUCAUUCAGUUCCAGUCCUAACCUUUGGAUGAUUUAUAUCGAGCUGGAGUUGAGGGAGAGUGCUCGGCAGCGCGAGGUCAACUCUUUGGCGCCGGUUGUCCGGAAAGAGAAAGCUGGGUCUCGUGGAAGUGGGAAGUCUCAGGACAGAUCCAAACCGGUUCUUCCGUCGUCGUCGUCGUCGUCGUCAUCUUCCUCAUUCUCAACGUCAAAGGACAACAACAACAACACGGACCAAGAAGGAGGACAGGAACUUGAAACGAGUGCAAAGGUCAAACAGUUGUUGAUGCGGGCUUUGAAUGAUUGUCCGUGGUACAAGGAUCUGUACCUCCUCGCAUUCGAACCUCGAAUGAAGCAGUUGUUUUCGUUGGACGAGUUGGAUCAGUUGUACCAGACGAUGCUCGAGAAGGAAAUUCGGGUCCGGUGCGAAAUUCCGGAGCGGUUGUCUUCUGGUGGGACUCCAAAGGAGGAGAACGAGCCAAGUGGGGAAGAUAAGGAUGUCCACAUGGACUCGGAUUAA
Molecule: messenger RNA, 4881 nt
Organism: Linnemannia hyalina
Lineage: Eukaryota; Fungi; Mortierellomycota; Mortierellomycetes; Mortierellales; Mortierellaceae
Source: the annotation of a GenBank genome assembly